AUGGGAACAGAUGGUGUGCAGCCCACGCCCAAGCCUCGUAGUAACAAUAGGUACGCGCAACGCGCUGGAAGUAUCAGACGCACCGUGAGCGGUGGAACGCCGACCACACCCACCGUCUCCGAGGUUGAGGAAUUGACGUCAAAGAUAACGCUCGAUAAAUGUGAUUUGCAGCAGACCGAGAAGCUCCGACAAGAGGGCAACGAGCUGUACGGAAAGGGGUUGUACGCCGAGGCAGACGAGUUGUACAGUAGAGCAAUCAUGCAGUUCGCGGCGGCGCCAAGAACAAACGCCGGGUUCGACAAAGAUAAUGAGAGUCCUUUGGGGCAUGCGAUUGAUAUAUUCGUUGGACGCGAUGCAGCCGUUUUAUUAACCAACAGGGCGGCCGCGAGAAUGAUGAUUCCGACCGAUUCCACUCCAGACGACGAGCGGCGAACAUUUCUGCUCAAGGCACUCACAGACUGCGAACGCGCUACGCGAGCAGAUCCAACGUACUUGCGGGCACGCGUGCGAUUGUCGUCGUGUCACAUGAAGCUCGGUGAUUUCACCGCCGCUCUACAAUGCUUAGAAGACAGUCCAUCUUCUGACGAUAUCGAAAUGGAACACGUAAAGGUGGAAGCUAAAGCGGCAAAUGAGAAUUUAAACAAGGUUCUCUCGUCCGCGCUCGCGCUCGGGACGUGCCAACCCGGUCUCCCUCGACUAUACAACGACAGUCGCGCGCGUGUUCUGAAUGAUACACACACGGGCAUCGUGCGGAGUGUUUCCGCACUCGCCCACUACCCUCUCAUUUCAUCCGGUGAGAAUGGAAAGGCGUUCAUCGAGGCAAAAGCGACUCUCUACAUCGUAUGUGGAGCGUACCAGGAAGCGAGUGACUUCGUGGCGGAGAUCGAUCGUCUUGGGCUCACAAACGAUUCAUGGGUAUCGGACUUUGUCUUCAUGUCGAAAUUUGGUAAAGGCGACCCAUUGUCAGCAUGUCAGUACGCGGAAGGACUGGAAAAAUGCGACAUUGACGUGGAGAUGCUCGCGAUGGCGCGCGCAAUGCUCAAUGGCAAGGACGAGGGCAACAAACUAUUCAACGCUAAGGAGUACACUGAGGCCGUCGUCGCGUACACGAAGGCGUUUGAGUUCGGCACGCAACCCAUAGCGGCGGCUUAUUGCUCCGUCAUCCUCGGCAAUCGAGCCGCAGCAUAUCAAGGCUUGAACGAAUAUCUCAACGCCUUGGCCGACUGUGGACGAGCGUUGUCCUUCAAUCCGUGGAACAUCAAGGCGCUAAGUCGACGUGCGACGUUGCACGAGAGCAUAAGAUGUUGGGAAGAUGCGAUAGAUGACUUGCGUUCGUACAUUGAGAUUGCUGGUAACGCGCAGUACUCGCUGUUCUCAACGGAGCGUGAGCGAAAAGACGCCUUGGCCAUGGCGACAGACCGACUGCGACGACUCGAAACCAUCAAAGACACGCAGAGAAACUCGCAGGUAGACAUGUACCGCAUUCUUGGACUCGAAGAUCUGAAGGAGAACGCAUCAGCGGCGGAUAUCAAGAAGGCUUAUCGCAAUUUGGCGCUCAAGUAUCACCCGGACAAGGCAAAUCGAAGCAUGCCCGCGUGGGCGCCCGCUCACGAGUUGCACGACGAUGCUGAUCGUCUCUUUAAGCUCUUGGGCGAGACCAACGCAAACUUGAGCGAUCCAGCGCUUCGCCGCGUCUACGACGAGACUGAACGCAUUCGCUCCCACGGCGAUAAUGCCAGAUACACGAGAUCGAGCUCUUGGUCCUCCGCGUCGACCAACGACUUUCAAUACGGCCACGACGCGGCGGCAUGGAUGUCCUCCCCGCCUCGUCGAAGCCGCAACUCCCGCAUGAACCGCAACCAAUCGACCGGGAAGAAUUAUUACUGGAACUAUUAA
Molecule: messenger RNA, 1896 nt
Organism: Ostreococcus tauri
Lineage: Eukaryota; Viridiplantae; Chlorophyta; Mamiellophyceae; Mamiellales; Bathycoccaceae
Product: DnaJ domain, conserved site
Exons: 1
Coding region: 1-1896 (631 amino acids)
Molecular function (GO): protein binding
Source: RefSeq, a predicted model, not a curated record